This is a messenger RNA of Daldinia vernicosa, 2335 nucleotides long. RefSeq names its product putative GMC oxidoreductase. NCBI's taxonomy places the organism in Eukaryota, Fungi, Ascomycota, Sordariomycetes, Xylariales, Hypoxylaceae. The record is from RefSeq and is a predicted model, not a curated record. The transcript is spliced from 2 exons. Gene Ontology annotation, molecular function: flavin adenine dinucleotide binding; oxidoreductase activity, acting on CH-OH group of donors. Bases 257 to 2041 code for a protein of 594 amino acids.
GUGGGAAGCACAAGACCCCUGUUCUCUUUAGUUUAGGUACCUUAGCACCAGCCAGGUCACCACUGUACGAGAGGGUGAACGUAUACCGCAUGAUCCCCGGUGCUACGUAAGGGAGCAGGUACCUACCUAGGUAUGUAAGCCAUGUGCAUUACACUGACCAUAUUAUUUUGCUCGUUCUUCCAGUGGCCAGUUUACUCAGAUUUACUCUAUGCUUUCUCGUAACGAGACUUAAACUUCACCAUAUCGUGUAGACACCAUGGCGUCCGAAAGCUUCGACUUCGUUAUUGUCGGUGGAGGACUAGCGGGCCUUGUCUUAGCAUCUCGGCUGUCAGAAGAUCCCGCCGUCCAGGUCCUCGUUAUUGAGGCAGGUGAAGAUCAGACGGCCGACCCCCGAGUCAACGUCCCUGCUAUGUGGCCUACUUUACUUAAUACACCUUCCGCAUAUAGUUUCAGGACUGUACCUCAAAACGAGCUUGAAAACCGAGAGAUUUGGUUCCCCCUAGGCCGCUUACUUGGGGGAUCUAGCGCGCUGAAUGGCCUGGCCUUCAGUAUAACCUCUAAAGCUAACGUUGAUGCUUGGGAAGCUCUAGGAAACUCGGGGUGGGGUUGGUCGAGCUUCUCUGAGUCCUUCAAAAAGGCGUAUAGCUUACCUUCGGAGGGGACAGACGCUAAGGGCCCGAUCCAGCUUGCGGUCCCUGAUGAAGAUACCGAAUGGCCGCGGGUUUGGAGAGAAACGCUUACUGCGCUCGGCUUCCCAGUAAACGAUGACCCGUUUUCUGGGCAGCUUUCCGGUGGCUUGAUCGUCACAGAUUCCUUACAUCCUGCUACAAAACAGAGGAGCUACGUCGGAAAUGCGUAUCUCGAGGCCGCACGACCUCGGAGCAAUCUCACUAUCUGGACAAAGGCUUUGGCGGAGAAGAUCAUAUUCGACAAGUCAGAUAUUCCCGUAGCUACCGGCGUCCAAGUUAAUAAAGAUGGGGAAACGAAAAUUGUGGGAGCUCGCAAAGAAGUUAUAAUCUCGGCGGGCACGAUCAACUCGCCUAAGGUAUUGGAGCUUUCGGGUAUUGGCGAUGCGAAACUCCUACAGUCACUUGGCAUCGAUGUUGUAGUUGACAAUCCAAACGUUGGAGAGAACCUUCAGAACCACCCCUUGAUCACCUUGAGCUUCGAAACUCGAGGACAAGCCGGCUUUGAGACUAUAGACAAGCUUGCCCGACAAGAUCAGGCCGCCCUCGGUGCCGCCAUGGAAGCUUACUCAAAACAAAAAGGUCCCUUUGCCAAGAGCAAUUCGAAUAUAGCUGCACAGCUCCCAUUUCCGGGGGUAACGAGUGAACAGGGAAAACAGGAACUCGAUAAAAUCUUGCAAAGUGUGAGCUCUACAGUCCCCGACAAACCUACAUCGCUUGCAGAAGCCCACGAAUCGUUUGUCCGGUCCAUCCUCACGUCGCCUACCGAGGCGUCCGGAUGCUACCUCGCGAUUCCCGGUUACGCAGGAUCCAACGGCGACGGGACGAUGGCCGGCCCGCCUCCCGGAGACGAAAGUUGGUUGAGUUUCGUCCUGCUCCUAGCACACCCGCUCUCGCGCGGUUCCGUACACAUCACCAAAGCCUCCGGCGACUCCUCGCCAGCCCUAGCCAUCGACCCCAAAUACUUCAGCCACCCCCUCGACCUCGAGGUAUUCGCGCGUCACCUGCAAUUCGCGGAGAAACUCGCCCAGACCGAACCCCUAGCCAGCGCGCUGAAGCUCGACGGCAGACGCACGCCGGCGGCGCCGCCGCUGCUGGGCAGCUUCGCGGACUUGGACGCGGCGAAGGAGUAUAUACGCAAGACGGCGGUCGGGGCGCACCAUUUCACGGGCACGUGUGCCAUGGCCCCGCGGGAGCUGGGGGGCGUUGUUGAUGCGCAGCUGCGCGUGUACGGGACGCGGAACUUACGCGUCUGCGACGCGAGCGUCAUCCCUAUUACGCCUCGCACGAAUCCGCAGGCUACGGUCUAUGGCGUUGCGGAGCAUGGGGCGAGGAUUAUAAAGGCGACCUCGUGAGAGCUACCUAUGGAUUCGGUGGAUUAGGUACGUGGCUUACAUACGAGAGGCCGGUGUUUUGGUGUAAUCCGUAACGAGGGCUAGAGUCUCGUUAUGGAAAGCUCGUUUAUGUAGAUGAAGGUACCAGCCAGAGACGUAAUGUGUAUGGUGUAAAGUUAUAGUUGAACGAUGGCACGAUAAUAAAUCAUUAUCGAGUUUUGAUCUCAUAUAGAUGAGCAAUUAAGUGUCUAGAACCCGAGCUGGCUCUUGUCGAAGAUACUUAGAGGCUGUUUGUAAACAUAAGCAUGAAAAAAC